Messenger RNA from Aspergillus ochraceoroseus IBT 24754, 1411 nucleotides. RefSeq lists its product as uncharacterized. The record is from RefSeq and is a predicted model, not a curated record. NCBI's taxonomy places the organism in Eukaryota, Fungi, Ascomycota, Eurotiomycetes, Eurotiales, Aspergillaceae. The transcript has 2 exons. The coding region runs from base 304 to 999 and encodes 231 amino acids.
AAGAACGAAACCGAGACCAAGCCAACCAACGAUCGCCUGCUAAUCUUUUGAGUAUUUCUACCACGCUGGAUUGUGGUGGCAGUUGUCAGUGGAUCAGCCGUUGCUAUUUUGGAGGUUAGAUUAUACGUGUAUUUGAAACCGUCUGGUACGGAAUUACAGCAUUCUCUUCUCCUCUCGUCAUAAAUCCGGCCCCAUUUCACCACCGGCCCUCGAUCUUUCGUUGUUCGCCUGCGGCUGAUCUACUCUGAACUUGGAUAUAUAAACUUCACUCAUCACCUUCGUCAACUUCUCUCUACAUUCAAAAUGGCUCCUACAAGGCCACAUCUCCCGCCAUUGAGCACUCCCAAAAACAUGACUUUCCCAUCCGAGCUGCGCGAGCGCACCUACACAUGCCUCGACUCUGCCAAACCCCUCGAGGGAGGCAAGAAAACCGAGGACGGGGACAUCGUCAUCACACCUCCUCCCGCCUACACAGAGUUCCUCAACACCUUCAGCCCGAUAUUCGCGAGCCCAAAGAGCUCACGAGCCAACUUCUCCAAGUACAUGCUCGACAAGCCUCGUGCUUCGCCAACAUCUGCUUCUCCACGCGCUACUACAUUCCCCCCUGCUCGUGGAUACCCGUCCCGACACUCUGCCACACUCGCUCCCCCUAAUUCUGCUUCCUAUCAUUCUUCUUAUUCUUACUCUACUUCCCACACGCGGUGUAUCAAGAGCCCAAAGAGCCCGGAGCAUAUCCGUCGCUUGCGGCUCCCGCCUCCAACCCACCUCUAUACACCGGUGACGGCGUCGCCGCGGAGUGCUUACCCACACCAAUACCACUCUCCGCGGUACUCUCCAUCGGAAUGGAGGUUCCAGCAACUAGAGUCCCCAGGAAGCGAGAGCGGCUCGUUCAAUGUUCGACAAGUGGUGACAACCACAGUUACAUUCCGAAGAACGCCCCAACUGGCUGCUCCUCCAGCCGGAAAACGCAAGAAAGGCUCUUCUCGUCCGAAUACAUGAUCUCGUAAUCUCUUAUUACAGGAGAUGACGGAAAUUGCAAACGAUGGCCUCCAGCCUGUCAGUCCUGUCCUGUCCUGUCUUGGUUUAUCCUACUGCAGAGAGAUACAAUAUCUACCGCCUCAUGAUACGAACUUUUGUCCUGUGUUUCUUGUCCUGUGCUCAUUUGUUGGUGUCUGCUUGCUUGUGAUUCUGUUGUAUUUGACGGAGAUUUGGACAUGCAUUUCUAGCGCCUGGCCCAGUCUUGUAUUGGAGUAUGGAUGGAGUUGGCUUUUACAGCGGGGUUUCCUUAUUCAUAUCUCAUGUUAUGUCAUGUCAUGUCAUGCCAUCUUAAACCUACUACUUAGGAUUAUGAAGACGUGCAUAGGUAUACUUAGUUAUUAGUACCAAUGUGAUCAACCUCUAUAUUACGCAG